AAACUUUCUCAUUCACCAAAGAUAAUUUUUAUGCACUCGUUGACUUGAUUACUGACUUUCUACAUCAUUCAAACUCAAGUGUUUGCCAGUAACCGUAGAAGUAUGUCAAGAAACAGCCAGAUGAUAACAAACCGUAUAUCUUAUUGAAAGUAUUUCAAUCAAUUUACGAAAUAAAGAGAAAAAAAAAACAAUCAAAUUAGAAAGAAAAUGGAAUUUAAAAAUUGCGAAAGUCAAAAACUUGAAUUAGAUCAAGCAUGUGUUGUGUUUAUAAAUAAAAACAGUGAUUUUAAUUCUUGGAUUUACGCUUUAGCAUCUGAUUGCGUUUUGUGUCCAUUUCGAAAAAUCGCUUAUCUCAAAAAUGACCAAAACACAAGUAUUAUAUUUAAUAGUCAGAAAUCAUGGAUUUGGUGGAUAAUUAAUGGAACUAAUUCCCCAGAUUAUAAAUCUCCAAUAGAUAAGAGUGAUGUAAAAUGUGAAAUAAAAGCCAAGUUAGGAGAAUAUGGAAUUUAUCAAGUAUUAUAUGAUAGCACAUGUAAUUUAAAAACAAUUAAACAACCAUCGAAUUCGUAUAUACCCUUGGUUAUCCUUAUUGGAGUUCUUGUGUUGUUUUUUUCUUUAAUAUCGUUGGGAAAAAUAAUUUUUAAGCGUUGGAGGAAAAAUUUAUCAUCCAAAAAUGAUAUUGAAGUGAUAGAAAAACCAUCAAAGAAGCGAAUUCAAUCAGUUGAUACAUUUCGAGGAAUGAGCAUCCUAACAAUGAUUUUUGUGAAUAAUGGUGCUGGUGGCUAUGAAAUACUAGAACAUGCAACUUGGAAUGGACUUUAUGUUGGAGAUUUAGUCUUUCCUUGUUUUCUGUGGAUAAUGGGAGUGUGUAUACCAAUUGCACUUAAUUCACAGUUAUCUAGAGGAGUUUCAAAAUUAUCAAUUAUUAAAAAUAUAAUUAAACGAAGCUGUAUUCUUUUCUUUCUUGGUCUUUGUCUCAACACGUUAGGAACUGAUUCAAAUUUAGAACACAUACGAAUUUUUGGUGUUUUACAAAGAUUUGGAGUUGCUUAUUUAAUUGUUGCAUUGUCUUAUACUUUGCUGAAUUCUCGAAUAUCAACCAAAUUUGAGCACGGAGUCUUUUCUUAUCUGAAUGACAUUAUUUCACUUUUAUCUCAAUGGAUAUUCAUAAUUUGUAUUCUUAUUGUGCAUUGUGUUAUCACAUUUUGUUUAAAAGUUCCUGGAUGUCCAACGGGUUAUUUAGGACCUGGAGGAUUACAUGAAGAAGGAAAAUAUUUUAAUUGCACAGGAGGAUCCGCAGGAUAUAUUGAUCGAUUGAUUUUAGGUAAUAAUCAUCUUUAUCAAUAUUCAUCAAUUAGCUCUGUUUAUCAGGCAGGACCAUUUGAUCCUGAAGGGAUCCUUGGAUGUUUUACAACGAUUAUUCAAGCAUUUCUUGGAGUCCAAGCAGGAACGAUACUUCGUGUCUAUAAAGAUUGGCGAAGCAGAACUAUGCGUUGGUUAAUUUUAGCUGUCAUUUAUGCUUGUAUUGGAGUAAUACUACAUUUUAGCAGUUAUGUUCCAGUCAAUAAAAAUUUAUGGUCAAUUUCUUUUGUGUUUAUAACAACAUCUUUCGCGUUAGCAGUUUUUACUGCAUGCUACCUAUUAAUAGAUGUUGUUCAACUAUGGAACGGUGGACCAUUUCGCAUACCAGGAAUGAACGCUUUAGUAAUGUAUAUUGGUCAUCAAAUGUGUUAUCAAAUAUUUCCAUUCCAUUGGAAAUAUGGUUUAAUGAAUUCACAUACAUGGAAGACAAUUGCAGCUUUGUGGGAUACUGGUUGCUGGACUGUAAUUGCUUAUGUUCUACAUCAUAAACGAAUAUAUGUCAGUUUAUAAUUACAUGGAAUUUUUUCGAUUAUCUAUUCAAUCAAUAGACUGAAAAUUCACAAUUAUAAUUUCUAUAAUUAUUUUAUUCUUUCAUAGUUUAUAUAAAUUUUUAAUUAUUGAGUAAUUGAUAAAAUUUUGAAUAUAUCGAAUUAUUUAUCAACGAAUCAUUAGUAUAAAAAAGAGCAUAAAAUUGAAGCUUCAUAAAUAAUUUAUUUUA
Chelonus insularis is the source of this 2080-nucleotide messenger RNA. Its product is annotated as heparan-alpha-glucosaminide N-acetyltransferase-like. The transcript is spliced from 8 exons. Lineage: Eukaryota; Metazoa; Arthropoda; Insecta; Hymenoptera; Braconidae. The record is from RefSeq and is a predicted model, not a curated record. Bases 208 to 1872 code for a protein of 554 amino acids.